AGAGAGAGCAGAUGUGAAGAGGACUAGAGAGAAGAGCGAGUAACUCACUGUUGUGUUUUUGGCUUCGUGGUGAAACCUUCUGGAGCUGGAGCUGCAGGACUGAGCGCUAUCAGGACCGAGCAGACACACACACACACACAGACACACACACAGACACACACACACACCCAGCUCCCCUGCAGUGGUGGAUAUGACUGGUCGGCUCUGUGGCGUGGUGGACCUGCACUGACAGUUGGGAGGAACCGGUUCUUCGUCCAGUCCGAUGUGUGACACGAUGAAGUGACUCCAGAACCAGAACCCCCCGCGGCUCCGCAGCUUUUUGAUGUUUCCAUCGAACAGAACACAAAAACAAAGAUGUCGGUGAAGCUGCGAUUCGACUCGCCCUCGGACGGAGGUCUGGUGCACAGGAGCCGCUCCUUCACCGGGUUCAGCUCCCUGAACGCACGACGCCGUCCGUCCUCUGCACGAAACUCUCUCCGCUCCAAAGCCACGUCGGGGGGGAAGUCUCGGACGCCUCACCCGUCUCACAGCAGAGCGGGUGGAGGGAUCUGGUCUCUGCAGCCGGACCAGGUGGACAGGGUCUUCCAGGCGCUGCGCCAAGGACUCAAGGAGUAUCUGGAGGGUCACCAGGCGGAGAUGGACUUCCUGUCGUCACAGCAGAGAGAGACCAAGAGAAACUCCAGACUGGCAUUUUUCUACGAUCUGGAAAAGGAGCUCCGAGCGCUGGAGAGACACAUACGUCGAUUGGAAUUUCAGAUCAGUAAGGUGGAGGAGCUGUUUGAGACGUACUGUAUCCAGUGGAGAUUGUGUCAGGGAGCCCUCAACAUGAAGAGAGCUUUCUCUCUGUCCCCGUCCACCAGAGCGUCCAGAGACAGUCUGCUGGAGCUGAGCCGCAACCACAGACACAGCCUGCAGGACAUGUCAGUGAUGGAGGGAGAGUUAGAAAUCCUCCUGGGAGAGCUACAUAUCAAAAUGAAAGGUCUGAUCGGAUUCGCUCGACUUUGCCCUGGAGACCAGUACGAGGUGGUGGUGCGGUUGGGCCGCCAGCGAUGGAGGAUCCGAGGGAGGAUCGAGUCCGACGACACGCAGUCCUGGGACGAAGAGGAGAUGGUCUUCCUCCCGCACAUACACCACAACUUCGACAUCAAGGUGACGGAGGCGAAGGGCAUUGGUUGGCUGCUGGUCGGCAUGGUGGCGUGUGCGAGCGCAGACUUCUUCGUGGCGCGGCCGCAGCUGAUGCUGGUCGACAUCACGGAACUGGGAACCAUCAAGCUGCAGCUGGAGGUCACAUGGAAUCCCUUCGACAGCGCGGAGAAGAUGAGGCCUCUGUCCGUCAGCAGACAGUCGGUGUCCAGCAGGAAGAGUUCCGUUUACAGCUGGACGGCUCCGAGUACCCCGUCCUUCACCGAGAAGUACUUCAUCUCGAUGGUGCGUGAGCUGCAGCAUCGAGAAGGUUCCCUCCCGUCCCUCGUGUCCAAGACUCGACACAACAGAGGAGACGUGUCCCUGCUCAGCUACCUGUCCGACCCCGUCCACAGCCCGAUGAGCGCCUACACCCCGAGUCUGUCGCGGGCUCACAGUUACCCCUCCAGCCCCAGUCAGGGCCCCAGUCUGGGGGGAAGCCAGAGCCAGCUCUCCCUGGGGGAGGAGGAGGGAUCCCUGGAGGGCUCCACGGGGGAGAGCGAGGGGAGGAAGAGGAUGGAUGAGAGGGAGGAAGAGGAAGAGGAGGAUGAGGAGGAAUGGGGAGGAGAGCUGGAGACGUCAUCGACACCAGUGCAGAGUAAAACAGGAUCUCUGCAGAGGUCCAGUACUCCUGACAUCCUCAGACAGAACCCAGCUGGAGGAGCAGAUCCUGAGACUCCCAGUGCAGCUCUGAGGCCAAACCCCGUCAGGGAGCAGGUGACCCCAGGUCCUGAGUCCUGCUCCUCCCCGGCCUCCCCCACUCUCCCAGUCCAGCUCCCAGCAGCAGCACCGACCCCGCCGGGGAGGUCGUGUGCGAGCGGCGCCCAGCGCAGGGCCCAGGCCCUCAGGCUGGGGGCCCUGAUCGCAGAGCUGGAGAAAACGUUACAGAACCAGAGUCGGUCGGAGAAAGAGCUGAGAGCGCUGGAGCACCAGAUCCUGCACCUGGCCACCAUACUGAAGAACGACCUCUCCCUGCUGAGAAGCUCGUCCUCUGAGGACACGCUGGCCGUGGAGGAAGUCCUGGGCAGCUUUGACUUCCUGUCACGUGACUUCAAUGCUGAUGAUGACACAUCCUGUCGGGGCAGCCUGAGGCUCAAAGACAGCGGCAUCAGCUCCUUCCAGCCGAGCACGCUGAGGAGCCGCGGCCUCUUCUCCCCCCACAGCCAAUCAGCUUCUGAGGAAGAGCUGGUUAUUGCCCCACUGACUUCUGGGAACUGGGGUCUUGACCAGGCUCUGGAGACUCACCUGGACAUUUGCCUCAUCCUGCUACAGAUGACGAGAGCCACUGACUUCAGCCUGUCGAGGACGGACCUUCUGGAGGAGACGUCUCUUCAGGCCGACGUCCUGGACCGAGUCAGCGCUCUGCUGCUGGAGAAGAACGAGCUCAUCUCUGCUCGGGACGUCCUCCCUCCGGCCCAGAGAACGAGGGAUGUGUUGUUGUUCUGGGAGGAUUGUGUGAACGACAGCAGCUCUCUGUUCUGCUGCGACUCCAGCAGCUUCAUCAGGACGCUGAAGAGACGCUACACGCACAAGGUGAAGGCCAAGCAGCCCGGCCAAUCAGAGAAAGUGUUCUCUCAGCUCCUGCAGCAGGUGCAGGCGUCCUGCCGCACGGUGCCCGGCCCCCGGUCGCUCUGCACCCCCGACAGAGUCACCGUCUUCCAGCUGUCGGUGUAUCUGCAGCGCUGGAGCGUCCAGGAGCUGGGGGGGCACAUCUCCCGCCUCUCCAAGGAAGAGUACUUCCUGUCGGCCCUGAGGAGCCCCAAACGGCGGCGAGCUUUAAACAAACUGAGGGGGCGGGGCAUCACAGAGCUCCUCCCACUGGGCUGCACGCUGCAGACCCUCGCCGCCCUGCAGGUCGACCCCAACCACAAAGUCUGCAAGGCGGCUGCCAGCUGCCUGUGCAGAGCUGCAGGCUGCAAGGCCUUCAGGAGCAAGGCGCUGGUUUACUACACAGAGAGUUUGAAAAGCACUGAGGUUCAAAUCCAGCACGGCGCCUGUCUGGCUCUGAAAUGCCUCAGGGCGACAGAGUGUGUGGACCACAUAGCAGAUUUGUGGAGAUCAGCGGAUGAGGAUCUCCGCGGCGCUGCCAGACAGACCGUCCUCUCUUUUGGUAAGAAGGGCUUCUCCGCCUUCCAGAGGAUGGAGCAGCUGUACACGGAGAUGCAGGAGGAGGCUUUUCAGAACCAAGAGACGGAGAUCACGAUUCUAUAGGAAGCUGUUUUUAUUUAAAAACAAAAGAUGAAACAUGAAGAAUCUCAACGAUCCUGAGUUUCAGGACGAGAGAGGAGAGGUCUACGAGCCUGCACUGAAGGACAAAGCCUCUUAUUCUGAAAACCUUCAUAAUAAAGGUGAUGUGAGCAGAGGAAGAGCCGAUGAUGGACAGACUGUCCAGUCAGAAAAGUCGCUUUUACUGGGACUUGAUUUCAGUCAAAUAUGAAAAAUAAUGUUCAAAAAUAAAAACAAUCUGUUGUGUUACAAUCUACUUAAGUUUUUUAACCAGAUAAGAAAAUGAUUCCUGCUUAUCCAGAGUUGGGACCAUUUCUGUGGGCCAAAAAAUCGGAGAUUUCACGAAUAACGAAAUUAUUAUAACUUUAUUCUAACACUUUUACGACAAUAUUCUAGUUCUAAUAUUAGGACUUAAUUCUCAUUACAACUUUAUUACUGUGAUUCUACAAUUUCAUUUUUGGAAUAUUCAAACUUUUUAUACGUAAUAUUCAAAUUGUAUUUUGUAAUAUAACAACUUUAUGCUGCAUUAUAUUAAGACUUUAUUAUGAAGAGCUCUGAUUUGUUUUCCUUUGAGUUGUGCUAAUACUCGGUUGUAAAUCUCAAUGGUUGUUUCACUGGAAAAUGAAGAAAACAUUUUAUUUCCACAAAUGUGUGUUUGAGGGAAAUAAUGUACAAACAAAUGUGUGGUUAUCUGGCUGCAGCUGCUGCAGGUGAAGAGCUGCGGAACGAGUGGACUUUGAUUUGAGACACAAACACAGGGGACAUUCACACAAAGGACAAACGUUUUUGUCUUAAUCUCCUUUUUCAAGCAUAAUUUGUAAAUAUAAUUUUAGUCUCAAUUAACAAGUUUGCUACAAACUACGGUUCAGAGCUAAAAAAUAAGGACACAACUAUUGUCACUGAUCAAUAUUUAAACCUCAUGAACUGUGUUUCUCUAGAAAAAAGAAAACUCUUUAGUUUCCCAUGUGGUUGUUGUUGAAGCUCACCUGAGACACAGAGGCGGGUGCUGCCCUCUGCUGGCUGCUCAGGGAACCAGAUGUUUGGGUGGGGCCCUGACCUCCGGAUGCUCUGUCCAUCAGACUGAGGUCAAACUGACCCGGGACCCAAGAUAUUCACAGACUGUGUGUCGGGUCCUAAAGUGUCAUGGCAAGACGAUGGUUGAGUUCUCUAUCUGGAGGAAGUCGUGGAGCCUGCUUCACGUUUCAGGAGGUUUUUUCCUGUUUGAGUGCAAAAGAUAUGCUACUCCAAAAACGUCACUACGAUUGAAUCAUUAUUUAUGUUAUGCGUAAAUGAGGCAGGAUCUAAAUGUUCAGCAGUUCAGUUGUGUUGUCUUCGUCCUGCAGGAACACACGCUGCAGAUUCUGCUUAUUCUUAAUCGGUAUAUGUUCUUUUCAUAGAGUUGAGAUGAGGAGUUGAAAUAAGGAGAUAAGGAGUGGAAAUAAGGAGGUGAGGAGAUAAGAUGAGGAAAUGAUGGGUGGUUGGUGGAACAGAUAAUAAUAAGAAAAAUUAGAAAGCAAAAGUACAAAUACUACAAUGUAGAAACACUGCGCUACUACGAGCAGAAAUACAAAAGUAUUACCGGCCAAAUGUACUUUAAAUACCGAAAGUAAAAAACACUUGUUAUACACAGCGACUCAUUUCUGAAUAUCUGCUUGUAGUUAUUUUUGGUUUGAAUCUUAAAAACUCCGAUUUUGACCGAGAUAAUGCAUAAUCUGCAUUUCAUAAAUCAAAAUAAAUCAUUCUGUCGUCGUGGAA
Molecule: messenger RNA, 5163 nt
Organism: Platichthys flesus (European flounder)
Lineage: Eukaryota; Metazoa; Chordata; Actinopteri; Pleuronectiformes; Pleuronectidae
Gene: ripor3
Product: RIPOR family member 3
Exons: 26
Coding region: 355-3393 (1012 amino acids)
Source: RefSeq, a predicted model, not a curated record